Molecule: messenger RNA, 2116 nt
Organism: Vitrella brassicaformis
Lineage: Eukaryota; Vitrellaceae
Source: the annotation of a GenBank genome assembly
GGUCAAUCAGCAGCAAAUCCAUCAGGGACCACCCGAAUUUGGAGUCCGAAACGCACGCACACCAGAGCAGCAGAGGAAGUGACAGACAGACCGGCUAGCCCGACCCUGGCUGACAUCCAAUCCAUCCAUCUAAAUUAGCCCCGGUUGGGCGACAUGAAAGCACCGCAUGGACCUAGGUUGAUCGUCUCACGUCACACACACACGUCCGUGUCCUCCCUAGCUACCUACCUAUAGCAACGGCAGUCUCUCAACAGAGUAAGGGCAGAUGCUGGCCUCGCUCACACCCCCCAUGUUUCCUCCUCGUGGCGCCCUUUCGCACCAGUCGACCUCAUCUUCAGGCUGGAAGUUCCUCACCGCCCAACACAGGUACGAGCAAAGGUGCGCCGGCCACACCUGAAGCGGGCUGUUGAUGUCGUUUGGCUCCCCAAUCUCCUCUCCGCUGAUUUCAACUCGUCCGGGAAAGUCGACGUAUUCAACAAUGCGCAGCUCGUCUUUGGGCGUCUCAUCGGCACUGCACCCGGGAAAUGUCUCGCAGCCAGCCUCCGGUAUGAAGUCGAACUCAAAUGCAAGGCUGCGGACGUUGAGUGUCUCCACCAGGAGAUCGGCGAAGGUUUGGUCGAAGCCACGGAGGGGCGAGAAGGCGACCAGGUCCACACGGCUGUCUGAAAAGGUCGUUGCGAGGCCGAGGGCAAUGUAGCUGGCCACAGUUGAACCUGAAGGCAUCAUGCGCAAUACAAAGAGAGAGGCCCAAUGCGACGCGUCUGCCGUGUCGUUCCAUACCGAGCGAGAAUCCAGUGACAACGACCCUCUCGGCCAUCGAUGCUUCCACAAUCCGCCUCAGUGACGGAAACACGGCUCGCAAAAGCUCCCCAUAGCCUUCCCGAAUCAUGGGAUCGGCUGCCGCAGAGGUGCUCGAGCCCUCGAUGAUGUCAAAGAAGGACACUUGAUCGUCAAAGGUCAGCAGCCGCCCUUCUGUCAAUGUCACCGUGCCCCGCACGAUAAUCAAAAGCUCUUCGCCGUCGUCCUUUUCCACCACUUGAACAAAGGGCGUUUCUCGCAGACCACCAUCCUCCAACUCGGCUGCGCGCAGACACGAAGCAUGGACAUCAGACAGAGACCCGCAAAAUCCGUCAACUCACGAGUCUCGACGAGGUUGAGGAAGCUGGUGGUGGUCCAUCCGGGAAUGGGCGGGUCAGGCAGCGAGUCCACACCCAUGCAGGGCGCGUUGUAGAGGUUGCUGAGAAUCCUGAACAGGAUAUAGAAGGUCAGACCCUCGCUUUGCACGAUGUCGUCAGGUAUGGGCGAGGGCACGUUGCCGGUCAGGUCUUGAAGGAACAGAUCGGCUGACUCAAUCGUCGCGUCGAGCACUGGUUCGCGGGGGCUGGCGAUGCCAGGAAGGGUGGCCAGCAGCUCAUCGCAGGCUGACGCACGCACAGACAGCACACAGACACAUGUGUGCGCAUUUCCUCCAUCCAUAUCAUCAUAUUCCGGCUCACUCUCGAAAAUGAAGUUUCCGCCACAGAGCAAGGCUGCACAGCAGCAGAGCAGCAACAAGGUGCACACGCACAUCCACGUGAGUCUCAUGAUGCGUAGGCUGAUCUGUCUGUCCAUAUGCCCACGUACCAGUCAGGAGGCACAGCCUUGACUCGCACACCUUGGCCGGCUGCCCCAGCAUCCCAGUGGCCUGCUCAGUGUAGCACUCGCACUGCGCCCGUAUCACGUCGACAAAUGGGUUCUUGAUGACGUCCUCAAUCACUGCCUCAACUGCACCACUGCCCUCCGAAGUGUCCGCACCUGUCACAGCGAAACCACCAAGAAGACCCACCGCUCCCGCAUUGACGAGGUCCUUGGCGCAUUCUAUCGCCCCAACUGGUCCAAGCGGGGCAAGACAGGAGACCAAGCCGACUCCCUUGGCAUCGCAGUCAAGGGCAGGGGUGGGGAAUGGGGCAGGCAGGGAGAGAAGAAGGGAUUCAGUCUGCGGUAACGGUUGUGGUGAGACGAGGGGGAGCAAGAGGGACACCAGCAGGAUCGUGAGAGGGACACCAGUUUGGAAAUGCCAUUGCAUCAUCCCUCCCGAUCUCAUUGUGAACGUGGGAGAGGGCGCAUUGAGGUACCA